UCUUAGAGCCGGUUCGUUCGUGACCGACCCAUCACUACUCUGCAGGAGAGCCGAGCGGCUCCGCAGAGAUCCAGAUGGACACUACAUGCAUUUAAAUAUUUACACUUAUUAUCGAUGUAAACACUCGGUCGAGACGGAAAUAUGAGUUAAAUAUCCGCGGCUGGAACACGCAUGGAGCGCUAACUCUGCCGCUCGGUGAUAAGCUGGCUGUCUGUGGCUGUCAGUGAAAGGAGAAGGAUGCCCAUUCCUCCCCCUCCUCCUCCUCCCCCAGGAGGCCCCCCUCCUCCCCCCACCUUCAGCCAGGCAAACACUACGCCUCCAAAACUGAACCGAGAGGAGGCAAAAGGUCGCGGCGCCCUGCUCUCCGACAUCUGCAAAGGCACCAAGCUGAGGAAGGUGGCGGUGGUGAACGACCGCAGCGCGCCGCUGCUCGAGAGUAAGAGCCAAACACAGGCAGCAGCACCAGAGCACCCAUACAUUCGCUUAUACCAGUACCUAAACCAGCAGCAAAAACAGGCCAAACAGCAGCCACCGCCGCCGGCAGAGGAGCAGAAGAAGCCGGCCAGCGAUAGGAGCGCUGCCGUGUCGCUAGACAAGUCCAAAGGAGGUGCGUCUGGAACGGGCGGAGCCAAUGGCAGUGGAGCAGGAAGCCCGUCGGGGUCUGUUCCGCCAAUCGGAGGGCUGUUCCAGGGCGGCGUUCCCAAACUGCGGCCAGUGGGAGAUGGUUCCGCCGGACGGUCGCCUUCCACGCGAGCCGCCGCGCCGCGCCCGCCCAGCCAUCGCCACGACGAUGCGGAGAGCCCCUCCUCGCAGGCCUCGUCGCCGACGGAGGCGGCUCGCUCGCAGCGUCCCUCGCUGCCCAACCUGGCCUCUUCGCCUUGUGGCUCCUCCCCCUCCUCCACCGCCUCCUCGCCCUCCACCGGCAUGAAGCACUCCUCCUCUGCCCCCCCUCCUCCUCCUCCUCUCUGUCGCCGUGGCAACGCCCCCUCCCCUCCCUCUUCCUCUUCCUACAACAGAGAGAAACCCCUGCCGCCGACCCCGAACAACACCCCGCCCCUCCCGGCCAAGCCGCCCCCAUCGCCCGGCAACAGCAGGCGACCUCCAACGUCAGGGGGGAACCCCACCUCCUCUUCCUCCUCUUUGGCCCCGCCCCCUCCUCCCUACCGCGUCACCAACGGUCCCUCCAGCCCCGCCGGAGCAGAGGUGGCGCCUGAGUUGCCGCAGCGACACAACUCCCUCAGCAACAAGAGGCCCGCCCCCUCGCCAGGAGGCCACACCCCCACCAGAGGCCCUGCCCCUCCUCCCCCUCCCCCUCCCGCUUCCCCAACCCCGUCCCAGCAGGGAGUCAGCAGGCCGCCGCCUCCCGUCAGAGAGGCACCGGGGAGAGGAGCAGCUCCUCCAGUCCCAGGCCAGGCGGCGACGAGGGCCGGCGGCAGAGAAGCCCCUCCUCCCCCUCCCUACAGGACGCACGGUAGCCCCUCCCUCUCCUCCGACCCCCCCGCCCGGGGGAAACCCCCUCCCCCGCCCUCCCGCACCCCCGCUGGGCCUCCCCCGCCCCCUCCUCCUCUCCGCAAUGGACACUCCUCCUCUGUCCCUCGCUCCUUUGUUGAUGAUUUUGAGUCCAAGUAUUCUUUCCAUCCUCUGGACGACUUUCCUCCUCCAGACGAGUACAGGUACUUCACCAAGAUCUACCCCAGCAAGGCCAACAGAGUGAUGCGGGGAGCCCCGCCCCUGCCUCCGGUUGGCAGGUGAAGCCCAAACAAUCAUACCAGGACAUCACAGCUGGACCAGGCUCACACACACACACACACACACACAUACAUACAUACACACAUUUACACAAGCACUUCUGGACACACAGGCACUUAUACACACACACACACACACACACAUGCAUUUGCACUUAAUGACACAGAUCCACACACACAGCACAGAUCCCAGUUCAUUAGGUGACAUCGUACCUUCAGCGUCCAGCCUCGUCAUCCUCAGCUCGUUCCAUCUUCGUUCCAUCGACUCUCGCUCUCCGUCGCCCGCGCGUCAGUCCGGUCAUGUGACCGAGAGCCAGGAGAGCCGGUCCAGCGUGGCCGCCGCCCUCCUCCUCAUCUGCUCCCUCCCUCAGGAACCGCAAGAACGAGAGGAGGGACAGGCAGGGAGGAACCCGCCGGCGACUUCCCAAGAAAAAACGUGACUUUUUUUUUUUUUUUUUUUUUUUUUUCAAAGUUGAGUUGGCUUCAAGGGAUGGAAUUUAACUGAUGAGAGCAGCGAGUUCAAAUGUGAUUUGACACAUGAAGAUUUUGAGAAGCGAUAUAUAUAAAUAAAUCAGAUGGGGCCCGGCCACCUGCUCCGGAAACAUGAAACACUGUUUGACUUCACUGACAGCUUCUUCCUCAUCUCGCCAGCAUGACUUUACAUUUGCUUGCUUGUUUUUGCACUCGCACUUUCCUGCAAAACCAACAAGCAGUUCCACAUGUGGAGCCCCGCGGAUCCUGAAGGAUAAUCUGAGAGGUAACAGGGGGCUGCAGCUCUUCUUCAGGCUCUGGGUGGAGCGAUGGAAACGAGGAGCUGACCUGUGAUCUGUGAUGACUGAUGAUGACAGCAGGAGGAUCGAUGGACGGCGGCGAAAAGCCAUUUUCCUCCAAGUUUGUCACUUCCUCUCCGCGGCAGAGACACUGUUCAGGUAACCGGAGGAUCGCAGGUUCGAUAACCCAUAACAGCCAACGUGUUCAUCAGUGUCAAAGUGUCCUUGUGCAAGGCAUAUCGAAACGCCAACCUGCUCCUGGCUGCCUCUGUGCUCUGGAGUGAAGGAAGCAGUUUGCUGGGAGCCGUGUGUGAUGUUGCUGUUCCUGCCUCCUAAAAAAAAAAAAAAAAAAAAACAAAACGCCGCUCUCUCACCUUCGACUCCCUGUUUGCUUUUUCAGAAGCGUCUGUGUUCGCAGACGUUUACUUACUCACUCACACCACAAGCAGUCUUGCAGUGAUGCACCCCUUUCGAUUUGAAGCUUCCUAUUCUCUUUUUAUCCAAUUUGGCAUCAACAUUGCAUCGUUUGAUGCCUUAACUUUAGCUAAUUAGGACGCAUUAAUCAAAAAUACACUUUUUUUAAAAAAAUUGGAUGACCUCAAGAGUUUACUGUCGACCCCACGAUGGAUGCGGCUGUUCUCCGAGCAUCACUUCUGAGACGUCAACUCCUGAUAUCUUAAAAGGAAAAACUGGAGAACUUGCCAUCCAGUUUCAUGAAACUCAAUCACAUCUGCAGGGAGAUAAAGAAGCAUGCAUACCAAUGUGAUUCGCUUCUGACGGCGCUUUACGGCGUUGCUCUCGGUAUGAACAGAGAGUUAGACACUACAGAACCUGAAACAUGUCAUCCCUCUGUCACACACGUAAACGGCAUGCGAUAAGGGACAUUCAUGUUUGGCAGUUAUUGGGAAGGCAACACUAGUCAUGAACUAUUUUGACUUUUGAGGGUUUUCCUCUCACACUGACAGGAAACAAGACCAGGAUCACUGGUUUGGCUGGACCCCUGGACUGGACCCAGCUCAGUAUCGGGGCUCGAUGGUUCCUGGACUGGAUCUGUGUUCCUGCACUGGACUGAAAUCUCUUCUCGGAGGAAAGAAGUAGAUUUUUUUUCUGUGAUACUCACUGUGGAUUUGAGUUCGCUUGCCUUGCCCUGAGUUUGGGGAUCAGUACUUAAAAUAAUAUGACAGAUUUACAAUGAGCACACACACACACACACACGAUGAUGGGACGUUGCAGGACAGGACACCAUCUCUCGCUCUCUCACUGAACAAUGCAAUAACACAAAACAUUGAAAAACCUUCCCCACUUCACCUGUAAAGAAAACUUCCUGUCACCACAAUGGAGGAUCAAGUUCCACACCGAGAGCAUUGACGCUGCUGUUGCUAUGGUGACACCCAUUGUGACCAUAGCAACAUGUGGACAGCUGUCAAGGGGGGUUGACGGCUAUCUGGGCGCCCUGUGACUUUAGCGACACAACUCUUGUAGUCGUCAAGAAAGGGGUCACAGUUUGAUUUUUCGGUGAGUUUGGAUGUGACGUGACCCGGGUUAAUCUCCCCUCCGCCUCCCCCCCGACUGACAGAAACUUCUUUCAAGGAGGUGAACCGAACUCCGCAAGUGCCAAGACGGGCAGGACUGAACUGGGCAAGCCACCCACUGAAGAGCCUCACCCGGCGCCCGGCGCCUGGUGCCGGAAGGGCGGGGACGGAUGGCGGCGAGACAGUCGCAGGUCAACGAUCAAGUCUUCCGUCUGUGUGCUGAUGUGUCUGUGGCUGGGAAACCUGCAGCAAAGAGACAUUCUCUCCUCCCUCCAUCCUUCCUUCCUUCCCUCCUCCCUCCCUCCCUUCCUUUCCUCUCGUUUUCCCUGUGGAAAAAAAAAAAAAAACUGAACUCGUUGCAUGUCGUCUUUCUUUGAUCCGUC
Messenger RNA from Myripristis murdjan (pinecone soldierfish), 4433 nucleotides. It is a transcript of the gene wipf2b, whose product is annotated as WAS/WASL interacting protein family, member 2b. The coding region runs from base 238 to 1752 and encodes 504 amino acids. Gene Ontology annotation, molecular function: actin binding. The transcript has 8 exons. The record is from RefSeq and is a predicted model, not a curated record. NCBI's taxonomy places the organism in Eukaryota, Metazoa, Chordata, Actinopteri, Holocentriformes, Holocentridae.